CUUUAACUUCUCCAAAAUUCAGGCUACGCUUUGAUGCCUCAAUGAAACAAUCAUCCUAAUUCUCCGAUUUCAAUCAACACAACCCUCCUUUCCUAAAUCAAAGUGCGCUCCCGCGCCCAUACCCUCACCAUGGCAGCAACCCCGACGCCCUCCACCCACACGCCCCAAAAGCACCUCCCGGCCUUCUCCUCCCCCGCGCCCCGCAGCGUCCCCGCAACCAUGAACUUCGACUCGCCCGCCGCGCUGGGCCUCAUGACCGAAGGCGGCGUCGGCAUGGGCAUCAGCAUGAGCGGCAUGGGCAUCAGCAGCCUGGGACUCACGGCGAGCGCAAUGGGGCGCGCGGACGAGGAGGAGCGGCGGCGGAGGCUGGAGGGCAUUAUUGGGACGUUGAAGGCGAGGCCGGGGCGUGUGAGUCCGAGGGGGAUAUUGGAGCUGUGUAGGAGGGAAGGGUUGGAGGUGGAGCAGGAGAAGGCGGCGUUGGUGUUGAUGAUUGGGACCGAGGGGAUGUGCGAGAUUCCAGUGCGCAAUGGCGAGAUCGUUGCGGACGGCGUGACGUUGGAGCUCACGCACGACCGGCACGACUACGCGGCCACUGCUUCGCGGGUACUCGGCGAUAGUCUAAAGCCCAUACCCGGACUCCCCGAAGUAAAUCUCACACUGGAGCGAUUCUCGCAGAAUCUGGAGAAGCUGCUACGCAUGGACAAGCUGAGCAGUCCGCAAAAUGGCGGAGUCAGCUGCUACCAGGCCAUAUUCGGGGUCUACGCGAGCUUGAAGAAGCUGUUUGAUCACGAGAAGAAGAUGGCACUGGCAUUGCUGGAUGCAAACGAUCCACUUGCGGACUACAAGGCUGAGCGGGACGUGUUGUGCAAGAAGAGCGGGCGCCCCCGACUGAAUGCCGGGAACUGUCUAGGUCUCUCAUUAGAGUACUGGAUGGACCGACGGCAUCUCUUCAAGAAAGACGAUGCACCGCACCCACCACCCUCAGAAGCGGCAAAACGGGACCAAAUGGAAGUCGACCGAGCGACAUCAACCACCUCCUACUACCCCGAAGACAAGGACCCCUCGACUCACAAAAUCUACUCCCUAACCAUCGAAUGCGAAUCCUGCCCUUCCUCCAUGUACCCGCCGAUCCGCAUCUCGGACGCCUGGAUCUCCGACGCCAUUGAGAAACCGCCCUCGGCAACAUCCCCGGACAUCAACACGCUGCUGCUCAACCGCCCCGCGCUCGACUGGCUCGACCCCCCACCGACAUAUCUUCCCUCCCCGACCUCUGCAGCCUCGGGCGGCGCAAGCGGAACUGCAGCAGCCCAAGAAGACUCCAUGGCCCUGGACAACGCACCGGGGCGUCUACCCAACAUCCGCUUCGUAGCCAAAUUCAACCCUCCGCUCGUCGUCCCUUUAUCCGUCUUCGUCUCCAUCCAGCAACAACUCCACCUCGACGUGCCGACCGACAUCCGCGCGACCACAUUCACAGGCCUGGCGCUCCGACCGGGAGAAGUGGAUCCCGGGAUGAGCGGCACGGGGACGUCGAGCGUGACUACGUCUGAAACGAAUGUCCUAGUGGUGGUGGAUAGGGCGACAGGCAAGGAGGAGGUGAGGACGCACCGGAAUGCGCUGCAUGUGCCGAGGACCGAGUACGCGCGGACGAUGGAGCAGGUGGCGUUUAGCCAUCCGCGGCAGCUGGUGGAGAUGUUGCCGACGCUGAGGCAGUAUGCGUUUGUGACGGGGUUGAUGGUGGGGACGUUGGUGUCGGAGCCGCCUUUGUCCCCGGGGAGGGAGAGACGGGGAAGGGAUGGAGAGGUGGGAGAGGAGGAGAUGGGUAAGGGUAAGGAGGAAGAUGAAGAGAAUGGGAAGGCCCCUCUACAGCUGGAUAUCACGCUCUCGUACGCGCCGCCCGCCCCGCAUCUCCGGCUCGAUAUGCCGCAUCCAGCAGGGCAAACAACAUCCCCGCAGGCCCUCUCAUCAGCGGGCCUCCUCUCCCAUCUCCUGGGCGAAACCACCGAAAUGGCAGACACGGAGGCGAUGGAAACGACGAUGCCAAAUGCAGACGCAGACGCAGAUCUCACAAUCACGCUCGACGUCCUGCCCAACGCCGAACUCAGCGUCGGCGCGCAGGGUAUUCAUCAUCAUCAUCGUCAUCACAAAGGCAAAGGCAAAGAGCGGAUCAAGAGGGAGCAACAGGAUGAUGCAGAUAUGUUGGACGGGACUGCCCAUGAGGAUGACGAUGACGACGACGACGACGAAUCGGCGAAGAGGAUCGCCAGGGCGUUGGACGUGUGCAUGGACAUUGGGGUUUGGGCCGAGUGGGUGAGGGCUGAAGUUGGGCGGGAGCGGUAA
Westerdykella ornata is the source of this 2337-nucleotide messenger RNA. RefSeq lists its product as uncharacterized. Gene Ontology annotation, biological process: regulation of transcription by RNA polymerase II. Gene Ontology annotation, cellular component: mediator complex. NCBI's taxonomy places the organism in Eukaryota, Fungi, Ascomycota, Dothideomycetes, Pleosporales, Sporormiaceae. The transcript is spliced from 4 exons. Gene Ontology annotation, molecular function: transcription coregulator activity. The record is from RefSeq and is a predicted model, not a curated record. Bases 130 to 2337 code for a protein of 735 amino acids.